UACAGUCCGCUGACCCGAGAUGAUGAGAUAAGGCUAUUGGGAUUACAACCUGGCAAGAAGACUCAGCGGAUCAUUAUCAGCCUAAAGCAUGUCAUACUCGAUGCAAGUGUUAGAUAUGAAGCUUUGUCUUAUGAAUGGAAAUCGGAGGAGGGUAGCGAAACCGUACAAUGUGGAUCUUUCUCAAUCGCAGCAACAAAAAAUUUGAUUAGAGCCUUGAAAGCUCUUCGGCACCCGGAUAAGCCGAGAUGGCUCUGGGUUGAUGCACUUUGCAUCAAUCAAGAGGAUAUAGACGAAAAGAGCAAACAGAUUCCUAUGAUGCGCGAUAUAUACUCCGGUGCGACUAUCGUCCUUGUCUAGUUGGGAGAAGGCAGCGUUAUGACUAAGGCGGCUCUUGAGGUCAUUCAAUCAUUGGCUUUGAUGUGUCUACAGCGACUCGAAGGUCAUCUACACGAAACUAUGGUUCCAGGAAUUGCGCAGAUACUGAGAGAACGACCAAAAAGUUCUCUGUUCACAUCUGAUAAGGAUGCGUUUUUGACCUCGAUACGGCCUGACAGUCCUCAGGCAGUAAAGCCUUACACUCUUCCUCGACGUCCAAAACUGAGUGAUGACGUUAUCUUCAGAUUUAAAGAUAGAAAAUUGUGGAAGAAGAUUGACGGCAUGUUUGCUAGUAGCUAUUUUAGUAGAUCAUGGGUCAUACAAGAGGUCGCUGUGGGACGGGAAGUGUUCAUCGUCUGCACGGAAUGGGCAAUCCCCUGGGAGGUGUUUGCCCGCGCUUAUGAAGGACGAUCUGUGCUACUCUUUCACUCUAGAAAUGAACAUUCUCAGCUUGACUCCGGACUUGCUUUUUCUGGAAUCAAGGAUGCUCGACGACGUUACAAAGAUCCAGAGGUUGCCUGGGAUCUUGCUUCCGUUCUGGCUACUUUCAACUACUGCAAGCAAACUUAUCCUCAAGAUCAUAUUUACGCCGCUUUGGGGCUAGUCAAAGUAAGAUCUUCGAGUGUUCCUGCAAUUAUACCUGACUGCAGAAAGAAGGCAGAGGAGGUUUUCCUUGAAACCGCAACUUCAAUUAUCAAUGAACGUCAGGAUUUGUACCUUUUGGGUACCCAAACUCUAUCUAGCAGGCGCACUAUGAAGUCGUUACCUUCUUGGGUUCCUGACUGGACUGCUGCCCCUACCGAAGCAGCAACUGAGUACUACAGCGGCGCGUUUGCGGGUUUAUUUUCAGGGCAUCCAACGAUAUAUGGCCAGUCUCUCUGCGUGCAAGGUCACAUUCUUGAUGAAGCAGACCAUAUUCUUCCCAUGGAAGGAGGAGAUAAACUCAUCGAAAUUUUCUCAAGAUUGGCUGAUGGCCUCUUGGGCAAAACUAUAUACGGACCUUUCGGUUCCUACUUGGGCCGUAGCAAUGGGAGUCUUGAGGAUGCAGCACCCAUAUCUUUGGCAAUCAUCAAUAUCAGCAAGAAAAUAAUCCGCUUUGUAACGCUCCUGGCAUCGGUUCUGACGGAUCUAGAACAGUUGAUAUAUGCCCUAGAUUGUGUCGUCUUGCCCCCUCAUCCUCUAGAUAGCUCUAUCCUGUGUCUAGAGGCCCUAUGGUCAGUUUUCAAGCCUCAUUCACGUAUCCGGCCACGUCCGUCAAGUCCGCCGGGAGAGAAACUUUACCUCGCCGUCUGCUGGGUCGAUCUCAUGAUGUUCCAAGGUUGCCUGACAUCGAUGCCUCAUACGCUUCCAAAAGGCUUCGAGAUGUGGGUGCACGCCGUACUAACUAUUCGACACUCCCAAAACAAUGCAUUGACGAGACAACUUCGCGAGUUAUGCGCUGAGCAUAUCGAGACUGCCAUUGUAAAAGAAGAAUAUCGAUCAUACACCAAAGAAGAUCUGAUUUUGACCAAAAGGGGGUAUCUAGGAAGGGUGCCAGAGGGAGUCGUGAAGCGUGGUCAUGUAGUCACAAUCCUUGGAGGUGCUUUUGUUCCUUACGUCCUUGAGAAACGCGAAGAUCACUACUGUCUAAUCAGUCAUGUUUAUGUGGAAGGAAUUAUGGACAUGAAGACCUUACCCAAAGACAUGAAGCUCGAGCGGAUUCAUAUCAAAUGAGAAUCGUGGACGAGAAAGGUAACGCAUGGCCACUUUCCUAAGUUCCCUACAAUUUCAGCCUGCAGUAAUGAAUAUUAGUGCGAUGAGGCGGAUGCGAUAACUACUUCGGCGGGCGUGAAAGUGGAUAGGCGGUGAUAGUUAUGGUUGUCACAUAUUAAUACUUAGAUACUAUUUUACGUAAUUAGGGCAUGAUUUGUCUCCUUUCCCUCUUACAGCCCUUUAUUAUUACACUUUAUGCUAGAUCUAGGAUAUGACUUUCAAGUUAUCGGAUAUACUAAAAGAAAAGUGCUCUUAUUAAUUAAUAAUGGGCUAGGGGUUAGGAUGUGUGAGAUAAGCUUUUUAUAAUACUAUCGAGAAUUCGGG
Messenger RNA from Hyaloscypha bicolor E, 2451 nucleotides. RefSeq lists its product as uncharacterized. The coding region runs from base 376 to 2088 and encodes 570 amino acids. Lineage: Eukaryota; Fungi; Ascomycota; Leotiomycetes; Helotiales; Hyaloscyphaceae. The record is from RefSeq and is a predicted model, not a curated record. The transcript has a single exon.